Molecule: messenger RNA, 1704 nt
Organism: Candida tropicalis MYA-3404
Lineage: Eukaryota; Fungi; Ascomycota; Pichiomycetes; Serinales; Debaryomycetaceae
Gene: ZCF11
Product: Zcf11p
Exons: 1
Coding region: 1-1704 (567 amino acids)
Biological process (GO): regulation of DNA-templated transcription; cellular response to starvation
Cellular component (GO): nucleus
Molecular function (GO): RNA polymerase II transcription regulatory region sequence-specific DNA binding; DNA-binding transcription factor activity
Source: RefSeq, a predicted model, not a curated record
AUGACGUGUGAUCCUGGACGUCCAUGCAAAAGAUGUAUUCAAAAGGGUCUACAAGCAACAUGCGAAGAUGCACCGAGAAAGAGAAAGAAGUAUCUUGAGGAUGUUCCAAAUUCAUCUUUACUUACAAGCCGUAGCAUGAAUAGUGUAAACCUGUCGUACGUAUCAAUAGGACAGCCCACUGAAGCACCAGCACUUCAUCAAGACCCAACUAUUUCACAACUACACUCGCAACCCCACUUGCACUCACAACAACCACCAGCACCACCACAACAACCACAGACACGACCACCGUUGCCAAUAUCAACAGGUUCUCACAUUGGAAUGCAAUCCACUGCAAGAGAAGAUUCAUCUGCCACACCUGCUAUGACCGGGACUGAUUAUUCCCUGAACCAUAAGACAUACCAAGCAACUAUGUUCCAGCAUAGUUCUACAGCACCGAACUUGAUGCAUUCCGUUUCAGAGUACUUUCCUGAACUUUAUAAUCAGCAGUUUCAACCCCCUGAGCAUCCAAACCAAAAACGAAGGACCAAUUUCCUAUCAUCAGCAGCCGAUUUAGAAUACGCCACUUUAUCCAGUAUUCUUCAUGAAACUUUUGGGCAUCACUCAACUUCAAACGAGGGUACGCCGAAUUCACAUAAUUUUUCACCGGCGUUAUCACCACAGAAUAUGGCCACUAAUGGGGUACCACCAUCACUGCAAGCGCAGGAACACCUGAAUCUAUCGACAGCGGACCCAACAACAAGUCUAAAUUCUACAAACCAUUUACAGCUACCAGGAAAGGUUGAUUCUUUUCCUCAUAAUGGUAAUAAUAAUAAUAAUAACAACAUACUGACAAAUCAUACUACGCCAUCUCCGUUGAAUCCUACGCGUACUAGUAUAUAUGAAGAUUCUAGGUAUCCGAAAUGUGACGAAACGAUUAAUCAAUAUUUCUUGGGAGAAACUGAGUCAGGUCAGGUUGCUGUAUUUCCAGAUGUACUUACCGCAAUCAUUGCCAUGAAGAACCAUGAUCCUGCUGUAUACAUAGAGCGUAACGCUAAACUGGAAUUGUCAUUCACCAUAGGAAUACUGCAUGAGGAUAAUGCCAAUGGCAACAGUAGAGAGGACACAUUUUUUAAAGAACCAGAGGAGAUUUACGCCAAAGUGAACAAACCAUUCUCAUAUACUCCAGGAUAUCACUCAUUGAUUGCAUAUUUGCGAAAAAGAUUUGACAAACCAAUGUUGGUAAAAAUGGCUGAGAGUAUGGCCACAUAUCGUCCAUCCUUCAUUGCUUGUACAAAUUCAUUGAAAGAGCAUGACUUAAUAUUCAUGGAACAAUGUUUUCAGAGAACUUUGUUGACUUAUGACAACAUUAUUAAGCUAAGUGGAACGCCGACAAUUGUAUGGAGAAGAACAGGGGAAAUAGCUUAUGUUGGUAGUGAGUUCUGUAUACUAACAGGAUGGACUAAAGAAGAAUUGGUUGGUAAUGGGAAAAGAAAAUUCAUUGUGGAAUUGUUGGAUGAUAAAUCAGUAUUGGAGUAUUUCCAGGUUUUUUCUAGAAUCGCCUUUGGUGAUUUUCUAGGUGCCACAAUGACAGAAUGUACAUUAUUAACACCUAAUCCCGAUGUAAAGAUACGAAGUGGUUGUAUGUGGACGUUAAAGAGAGAUGUGUUUGGUAUUCCAAUGAUGAUUGUGGGAAAUUUCUUACCAAUUCUAUCCAAUACAUGA